GUUACAUGCUAAACCGUCCGGCCACAGUUGUAAGCAAUGGAAGGUAGACCGAGCAGAGGCAGAGGCGGCAGUUGGAAAAGAGGCGGCCGGGGUGGAAACGACGGCGACAGCGGUGGCGGUGAACACCGGGGCAGAGGCCGAGGAGGACACUACCGAGGCCGGGGGAAAAGAGACCACUACCGCGGUCGUGGACGCGGGGGAGGCGGCCAUGCAGCAGAGUUCCAUCACCGGAAUCGAGAUGAAGAGGACAACGUUCAGGAGGAAGACGACAGGAGGGAGGUGUUCUCCAGAAGGAAACUGGAGUCAAACUGGGAUCGAUAUGAGGCGUCAGAGAGGCAGGAGCCUGACGAUGACACACCCACUCAGAGAGGAACGGACUACCAAGUCCUGCUGGAGUCAGCAGGGGAUUCCUUCACUCAAUUCCGGUUUUCAGAAGAAAAGGACUGGGAGAUGGACUCAUUUGCAGCCAGUCAGAGGAACUGCAUAUUGCAGGACCUUAUUGAUCCAAGAUGA
Messenger RNA from Epinephelus moara (kelp grouper), 513 nucleotides. It is a transcript of the gene aven, whose product is annotated as apoptosis, caspase activation inhibitor. The coding region runs from base 37 to 513 and encodes 158 amino acids. Gene Ontology annotation, biological process: negative regulation of G2/M transition of mitotic cell cycle. The transcript has 4 exons. The record is from RefSeq and is a predicted model, not a curated record. Lineage: Eukaryota; Metazoa; Chordata; Actinopteri; Perciformes; Serranidae.